Messenger RNA from Dracunculus medinensis (Guinea worm), 1254 nucleotides. The record is from the annotation of a GenBank genome assembly. Lineage: Eukaryota; Metazoa; Nematoda; Chromadorea; Rhabditida; Dracunculidae.
AUGAUUAAUGAACUUGAUUAUGUAACAUUUGAUUUAUUUCAGAAUUUUCUACAACAGUUCCGAUUAUUAAGUUUACAUGAAUAUCAAAGUAAAAAUUUAUUAAAGAAAUAUGGCUGCUGCGUUCAGCAAUAUAUACUGGCUAAAAGUAGGGAAGAAGGUGAAAAAUUAUUAAAUUUCGAGACAGGAUCGUCUUACGUUGUAAAGGCACAAGUUUUGGUCGGUGGUCGAGGCAAAGGCAGAUUUAUUGGAGGCAGAAAGGAUUUAGGCGGUGUGUUCUUCACGAAAGACAAAAAUGCUGCAUUACAAGCUAUUGAUGAAAUGAUCGGCAAACGUCUUGUUACUAAGCAAACAGAUGAUAAUGGCGUUCUUGUUAAAAAAGUAAUGGUUGCGAAAGGGAUUGAAUUUAGCCGAGAAACUUAUUUGGCCAUAUUACUGGACCAAGAAUUUAACGGGCCAGUUAUAAUAUCAAGUUCAAUUGGUGGAGUGGGUAUAGAAGAAUUAGCUGAAUCAAAUCCUGGAUGUAUACAUAAAGAACCUGUUAAUAUUCUUAAUGGAGUGACUGCAGAACAAUGCAAACGAAUUGCUGCCAAUCUUAAAUUUAAAGGAAAAACAGCUGAUUUGGUUGCUGUCCAAAUUCAAAGUCUUUAUCAACUUUUUGUUAAUACUGAUGCCACACAAAUAGAAAUCAAUCCUUUUGCAGAAGGUUUGGAUGGAUCGGUUUGUUGUCUGGAUGCGAAAUUAACUUUUGAUGAUAGUGCAGCAUUUCGACAAAAGGAAAUUUUCGCAUUGGUCGAUGAAUCUUUUGAGGACAAACGAGAACUUGAAGCUAAAAGGCACAACUUAAAUUACGUUUCCAUGGAAGGAAACAUUGCUUGCUUAGUUAAUGGUGCUGGAUUGGCAAUGGCAACGAUGGAUAUAAUAAAACUUUAUGGUGGUUCACCAGCUAAUUUCUUGGAUGUCGGUGGUUCAGUCCAGGAAGAACAAGUUUCAGCUGCAAUAAACAUUUUCUCCUCAGAUCCUAAAAUUAAAGCCAUAUUAGUGAAUAUAUUUGGUGGUAUUGUAAAUUGUGCAACAAUUGCAAAAGGUGUAAUAAAUGCUUGUAAAAAGAUUUCCUUGAAAGUACCACUUAUUGUGCGAUUAGAAGGUACAAAUGUCGAUCAUGCUCGUGAUUUACUGAAUAAAAGUAAUUUGCCCAUUAUUGCUGCUGAGGAUUUGGAUGAUGCAGCAAAAAUAGCAGUGAAUUCCGUAUCUUAA